Molecule: messenger RNA, 795 nt
Organism: Cryptosporidium muris RN66
Lineage: Eukaryota; Apicomplexa; Conoidasida; Eucoccidiorida; Cryptosporidiidae
Product: tRNA (uridine-2'-O-)-methyltransferase protein, putative
Exons: 1
Coding region: 1-795 (264 amino acids)
Biological process (GO): tRNA methylation; cytoplasmic translation
Cellular component (GO): cytoplasm
Molecular function (GO): tRNA methyltransferase activity
Source: RefSeq, a predicted model, not a curated record
AUGGGGAAACUUAGCCGUGAUAGAAGAGAUAUAUAUUAUAGAAGAGCCAAACAAGAAGGAUAUCGUGCAAGAUCUGCAUAUAAAUUAUUGCAAGUUGAUCAAUAUUAUCCAAUCUUUAAGGGGGUAAAUAGAGCUGUAGAUUUAUGUGCUGCUCCUGGUAGUUGGAGUCAAGUUUUAUCUCAAAAAUUAAAUUGCAACGAAAAUAAUAACGCAUUAAUUGUUUCUGUUGAUUUACAAGAUAUGGCUCCAAUAGAAGGUGUUAAUAUAAUAAAAGGUGAUAUUACAUCACAGAAUACAGUUGAUAUUAUUCUUGAUUAUUUUGGGGGAGAAAAAGCUGAUUUGGUAUUAUGCGAUGGUGCACCAGAUGUUACAGGGUUUCAUGAUAUUGAUGAAUUUAUACAAAAUCAAUUAUUAUUAUCUGCAUUAAGUAUCACAACUAAAUUACUUUGUGAUGGUGGGUCAUUUGUUGCUAAGAUAUUUAGAGGUGAAAAUAUUGCAUUCAUAUAUCAACAAAUGUUUUAUUAUUUUGAAUAUGUUGACUGUUGUAAACCUGCUAGUUCCAGAAAUUCAAGUCUUGAAGCAUUUAUUGUAUGUAGAAAUUUUAAUAGUGCGAAAUUAACAAGAGAUCUAAUUUCUGAUCCAUUUAGUGUCCCAUUUAUUGCUUGUGGUGAUUUAUCUAUUAAUGAUCCAGACAGAACUUAUGAAACAAAUUAUUCAGCCCCAUUACAACCAGUACAACCACCAAUAAAUGCUCCAUAUGAAAAGAAUAUAAAUUCAAAUAGAGGAAUUCAAUAA